AUGAACGUCUUGAUGUUUGCAGCAUGAUAGAAUAGUUUUAUAACCUAAGUACUCGAUACGUGGACAUCGCGAUAAUAAUAGUGCAAUGAUAAAUUAACAGUUCGAGCGAGAGUCACAAUUAUCUGUAUCGACAUUUAACGCUGAUGAAAAGGUACAAGACCAUACAAGAUAUCAAGUAUUCGUGUAUCUGUCAUUCGUGCAUCUGUCAUUAUCGCCGAUGUUAAAAAUGAAAUAUUAACCAAAGAUAUUCGCAUUUAAUCUAAAAAACUACGUAACUCUAUAAAAUCACCACUCUUUUAUAACAUCGUUUUCAUCACAAUGCGAGUGUUUUCUUUAGGUUUAGCCUAUCCAUCUUGCGACUUUGAUCUGAAAUCGUAGUGAAAUAAUUGUGAGGAAAAGGCACACAAAAUAGGCAACGGAAUUUCUUUAAAAAAGUUUUUCGUAAAGAAAAAGUGUGUGUUAACUCGAGAUGGAAACUGUGAAAUACUACGCAAAUUUCAUAGAUCCUCACUGGAUUGCCGUAGUGGCGACAGGAUUAUAUACGCAUCUGCGACAAAUUUGCAUAAUUGGUCUGUGUUUCGAGGAGGAGAGCGCUUUGCCUUUCGAUCCGUCAUACGCAUCGAUACUCUUUGUGUUCUCGGUUUUGUGCCUAUUAGCGGAAUACAGACUAUGGCCUAUAACUCUUAAAGAACCACCGAUUCAGCUGUUAUACAUUUACGAAAUGUUAAUAGCUGCAUUGAGCACGAACUUAGCGAUCCAUAUGGUAUGGAUACCGAUGAUGCAUGCAAUUUUCUGUCUAACUCAAGAAUCCAGCAAGUGGUUGUCAUGGUUGAACAAUGCUGUGGGUCUGGAUAGCUACUCUUGGUUAAUCUUUUUCGCGGACUACAUGGCUAGAGAUUACGCUGCCACGUACAUGGCAUUCUGCAUGUCGUUAUUGUCGUUCGUGUGGAUGCUGGACGCCACCGAAUCUCUGGACACGUUUCUGGACACGUGGAGCAAACGUUUAGAGUUCACGAAGAUAAGACAUCCUAAACGCAAAAACAAGAGGGUUACCUUCAACCUGAAGUGACUCAAUCAUUUUUUUAUAAACUCUGUCAAAUGAACCCUAUAAAAUUUUUAAAGUUAUAAUUUCUCCUAAUCUGUUA
Wasmannia auropunctata (little fire ant) is the source of this 1145-nucleotide messenger RNA. RefSeq lists its product as uncharacterized. Bases 470 to 1069 code for a protein of 199 amino acids. The transcript is spliced from 5 exons. NCBI's taxonomy places the organism in Eukaryota, Metazoa, Arthropoda, Insecta, Hymenoptera, Formicidae. The record is from RefSeq and is a predicted model, not a curated record.